GUUUCCGAUGGAAAAGAAGCACAGCAAGUGAAUGAGUACAGAAUGAAAUUCCCAUGAAAUUGAAAGGACAAUGGCAGAGAGCAGCCAGAAGGAAAUCGAAAUCCGAGCCCUAACCGGUGAAUCCAUCACUCUUCACAUCCCUUCUACAAUAACCGUCCAAGACCUCAAACUUCUCCUCAACCAAUCGUUCCCACCCGCUACCAACUCCCCCAAUUUCCACCUUUUUUUCAAGGGUGAGAAAUUGAGAUUGCAGGCUCAGAUUGGUUCUUAUUCCAUCCAACGCGGCGAGUUUCUUGUUUUGGUUCCCUUUGCUAAGAAGGAAUCAACUCGGACCGAUAAACCGGACCCGGUUCAGGCUUCGUCAAAUGUUGCUCACAGUGCUUCAAUCUCUAAUCUCGCGGAUUCUACAUGGUUCAGUAUAAUGGAGGAUUUGUCACAUUUGCGCGAGACCACUGAAAGUGGUGAUAAUGCAUCUAAUUUUGAAAAAGAGAAAGUGGUGGAGAACGAAACUAAAGGGGGUUUUGGUCCUGAGAAGCAAAUAGAGCUUCCAUAUCAUCUCAUAUUGAAUACACUGCAGUGUUCUAGUGAGGUUGCUCUUGGCGAGCAUAAUUGUGAGGUGUUUUUGAAGGUUUUGGAGUCUGUGAAUUGUUUAUCGGAUCUUCCUCUUGGACACUGCAAGUUGUUCGAAAGAGCACGUUUGAAGGGAGGUUGUGCCAAUGAUGGUAACACAUGCUUGUGUCCACCAUGGUUGAAGAUAGUAAUAAAGGCAUUUGCUUUCAUAAACAUUUUUUCCGCGUUUCUUCAUUUGCACCGUAGGAAAAUGACCUCAUGUGUUCUGGAAGAUGCACUUAAUCAGCUUGCAAAGUUUGGAGUCAAACUUGGCCUCCAGGACAUGAAGAAUCUUUCACUUCUUUGUCCUCAUCUAGUAUGUUUUGGAGAUGACUCAGAGAAGACAAGUUUUGGUGAUGUCAUUAUUGUCGUUAACCAUUCAACUAGCAGUAAAGAUCAAAUUGAAGAUAAUCCUAAAAGAGCUCGCAGGUGGUUGUUUGUUUCAAAGAUUGUCAGUACAUUGAAGAGAAGGGAUAGUUCUUUCCGAAAUAAUCUGUGGUCGGCUAUUGAGCAGCUGCCGUUUGAAUUUCGAGAUGGGAUGGCUGUGGGAAUUUCCUUGGAAGAACUGCUUGCAGCAGUCAAGUACCAUGAUUAUGUAGGAAAAGAAAACAAAUCAAAACGUGUUAAGAGAAACUCAACUACCUCAAAACCUGACUUGGACCACAUUGGGUGUCAAGACACAAAAUCAUUACUGGCUGUGGACAUGGUUGAACAUCUUAAGAAAGGAAUUGGAUCCGAAGGACAGAUUGUGCAUAUUGAAGACAUAUGUGCCAGAAAAGCCAUUCACAGUGAGAUCCUAAUUGAACUGUCUGAGAAAAUGAGAUCUGCACUGAAGUGUAUUGGAGUUUCCAAAUUGUACAGUCACCAGGCUGAGUCUAUACAAGCGUCCCUUCAUGGGAAGAAUGUUGUCGUGGCUACAAUGACAUCUAGUGGCAAGUCUCUUUGUUAUAACCUGCCAGUUCUAGAAGUGUUGUGCAAGAAUUCAUCAUCAUGUGCUUUGUACAUAUUUCCGACAAAGGCAUUAGCUCAGGAUCAACUAAGAGCUUUGUCAUACAUGACAAAAGGAUUUGAUGCUGACUUCAAUAUUGGUAUAUACGAUGGUGACACUUCUCAAAGUGAGAGGACAUGGCUGCGUGAUAAUUCUAGGCUGUUGAUCACAAAUCCAGAUAUGUUACACAUAUCAAUCUUGCCCCACCAUCGGCGAUUUAGUCGGAUUUUAUCAAAUCUAAGGUUUGUGGUAAUCGAUGAAACUCAUACUUACAAGGGAGGAUUUGGAUGUCAUACUGCACUUAUAUUAAGGAGGCUCAGGCGACUCUGCUCACAUGUAUAUGGAGCUGUUCCUUCUUUUGUUUUUUCUACUGCAACUUCUGCAAAUCCUCGUGAGCAUUCUAUGGAACUAGCAAAUCUAUCAACACUGGAGCUAUUUCAGAAUGAUGGAAGUCCAUCUGCUAGGAAACUUUUCAUCCUUUGGAAUCCUACUCUGCGUCCAAAAGCUAUCUUGAAGAAAGCACUGUUUGCUAUGGGUACUGAUGAGUUGGCAGAUGAAAGUGCUAAUUUUGUUCGUUCAAGCCCAAUUGUGGAUGUUUCUCGCCUUUUUGCAGAAAUGGUUCAGCAUCGUCUUCGUUGCAUCACAUUUUGUAAAUCACGGAAACUUUGUGAGCUUGUUUUAUCAUAUACACGCGAGAUUCUUCAUGAGACAGCCCCCCAUCUGGUGGAUUCUAUAUGUGCAUAUCGUGGAGGCUACAUUGCAGAGGAAAGAAGAAAAAUAGAGAGUGCAUUUUUUGGCGGUCAAAUUUGUGGUGUUGCUGCAACUAAUGCUCUUGAGCUGGGUAUUGAUGUUGGAGAAAUUGAUGUCACUCUGCAUCUUGGAUUUCCUGGUAGUAUAGCAAGUUUGUGGCAACAAGCUGGUAGGGGUGGAAGGAGAGAUAGACCAUCUCUUGCGGUCUAUGUUGCAUUUGGUGGGCCUCUUGAUCAAUACUUCAUGAAACAUCCCAGGAAACUUUUUGAACAAUCGAUUGAAUGCUGUCACGUUGAUUCCCAAAACAAGCAGGUUCUUGCGCAACAUUUGGUCUGUGCAGCUCAUGAACACCCUCUGAGUGUGCAGUAUGAUGAGCAGUAUUUUGGUUCUUGCUUAGAGAGUGUUUUAAUUUCUCUAAAAGCUAGAGGAUACUUGUGUUCUGAUAUCUCAUCUGAUUCUUCUUCUAGAAUAUGGAACUACAUUGGUCCUGAGAAAUUACCUUCCCAUGUGGUCAAUAUCCGAGCAAUAGAAAGUGUAAGAUACAGUGUCAUAGAUCAGAAAAGAAAGAAAGUCCUUGAAGAAAUAGAGGAAAGCAAGGCUUUCUUUCAGGUAUAUGAAGGUGCUGUGUACAUGUGCCAGGGGAAAACCUAUUUGGUUGAAAAGUUAGAUCUAUCUAUCAAGACUGCUUUCUGCAACGAGGCUGAUCUGAAGUACUAUACAAAGACUCGAGAUUACACUGAUAUUCAUGUCAUUGGGGGUAAUAUAGCUUAUCCAGUAAUGGUUUCCUCCAACAUAUUUCCAAAAACAAAUGCCCAAGCUCAUAUAUGCAAAGUAACAACUACUUGGUUUGGUUUUUAUCGAAUUUGGAGAGGAAGCAAUCAAAUCUUUGACACUGUUGACCUAGCACUUCCUCAAUAUUCAUAUGAGUCACAGGCAGUUUGGGUUCCGGUGCCACAGUCAAUAAAAGAAGCAGUAGUCAAGCAAAAUUAUGAUUUCCGUGGUGGUUUGCAUGCUGCUUCACAUGCCAUAUUAAAUGUAGUGCCUUUACAUAUAACAUGCAACUUGUCUGACUUGGCUCCUGAGUGUCCAAAUCCUCAUGAUAGCCGGUAUUACCCUGAAAGAAUUCUAAUAUAUGAUCAACAUCCUGGAGGGUCUGGAAUUGCAGUACAGGUUCAACCCUGUUUCACAAAGCUCCUGGCAGCUGCAUUAGAGGUUCUCACAUGUUGCUGCUGCUCAGUGGAAGUAGGUUGCCCUAAUUGUGUUCAGAGCUUUGCUUGCCAUGAGUAUAACGAGGUUUUGCACAAGGAUGCAGCCAUCAUGAUCAUCAAGAGUAUUCUUGAUGCAGAGAACUAGUACUUUAAAGAUUGUGCAGGCUAUUCUGAAGUUUGUUUGUAAGUAAAAUAAAAUAAAACCCUAUAAAGUUUGUCUUUAGACCGAGUGAAUAAGGGAUCCACCUUUAAAUCUGCUUGGUCAUAAAAGAUCUCAAAAUACUACUGGCUAACAAAAAAAUGAGACGCUAUGAAACCCGAUUGGAUAUGCGACAAAUGUUAGAAUUAUUUAUAUAUCUUCAUCACCGCGUCCGUGGAAGCUCAACACCAUCUCCUUCUUGAAUUAUUGAGAGAUUGUGCGUAUCUCUAUUUUGUGAUGACAUUACGUAAACCUAUGUUGAGUAAAAUUGCUUCUCGGGCUAUUUUGUAAUGCUCAAGGUUGAUGUAUGUUGUAAAUCCAUGGAUGUGUUGUGGUGUUCAACGAAAACUU
Gastrolobium bilobum is the source of this 4105-nucleotide messenger RNA. RefSeq lists its product as uncharacterized. Gene Ontology annotation, molecular function: ATP binding; nucleic acid binding; protein binding. The transcript is spliced from 27 exons. Lineage: Eukaryota; Viridiplantae; Streptophyta; Magnoliopsida; Fabales; Fabaceae. The record is from RefSeq and is a predicted model, not a curated record. The coding region runs from base 71 to 3700 and encodes 1209 amino acids.